UUAGUUAAUGGACAAUGACCUUGUCCUCUUGCAUGUGAUCUACACUUCAUUGUGAUGUCAGCACAAUUGUGAUGUCACUGACUCAUGGCCCCUGUAGCUAGAUAAGCUCUCCUCCAGACAGUUUACAGCCAUACCUGCAGUGAGAAGCGACAAUGUUGCCUCCUGUAGCCAUGCCACCACCACACAGCAUCGACCAGAAACCACCGUUCAGCAUUCUCCUGCCACCACCGUCCAGCAUGAAGCUGGAACAAUUGCGUAAAUUGGACAUGGCACACCAUCGCCGCCUGCUCCUGACACCACAGCGCCACAUGAACCUGCCACCACCGUGCAGCAUGAACCAGCCACUGCCGUGCAAAAAGAACCUGCCACCGCUGUGCAGCAUGAACCUGCCUCCUCCGUGCAGCAUGGACCUGCCACCAAUAUGCAGCAUGAAUCUGCCUCCUCCGUGCAGCAUGAACCUGCCUCCUCCGUGCAGCAUGAACCUGCCUCCUCCGUGCAGCAUGAACCUGUCACCAUAUUGCAGCAUGAACCUGACACCAUAUUGCAGCGUGGACCUGCCACCACCUUGCAGCAUGAACCUGCCACCACCGUGCAGCAUGAACCUGCCACCACCGCGCAGCAUGAACCUGCCACCACCGUGCAGCAUGAACCUGCCACCACCGUGCAGCAUGAACCUGCCACCAUAUUGCAGCGUGGACCUGCCACCACCAUGCAGGAUGGACCAGCCACCAUCGAGCAGCGUGGACCUGCCACCACAUCUCUGCCUGGACCUGACGAUACAUUGCCGCAUGGUCCUGUCCCUACCAUGUAUGUAAUAGUGAGAAGAUGAAAGCUCACAGGGAUAUUUAAUAAGCAAUUAUCUCAUAAAAGCUGGAAAAUUUGACAUUUAUGUUUUCUGGAGAUGUUAGUUUAAAUUAAGAGAUAAAUAUGUCUUCUUCAGGUGUGGGAGGGUACGGAGAAUAGAUAUUUAUCUCUUUUUUUAAACAAAUAUCUCUACAAUUUCCAGUGUUUAUGAGAUAAUUGUUUAUUAAAUACCCCCCACAGUCUCCUGCAUGCAAUAACAUCAAAUAAAAAUAAACGCAAUUAAACCAUAAAA
Messenger RNA from Pseudophryne corroboree (corroboree frog), 1096 nucleotides. Its product is annotated as cornifin alpha-like. NCBI's taxonomy places the organism in Eukaryota, Metazoa, Chordata, Amphibia, Anura, Myobatrachidae. The record is from RefSeq and is a predicted model, not a curated record. The coding region runs from base 153 to 815 and encodes 220 amino acids. The transcript is spliced from 2 exons.